This is a messenger RNA of Cloeon dipterum, 3798 nucleotides long. RefSeq lists its product as uncharacterized. Gene Ontology annotation, molecular function: ATP binding; nucleic acid binding. The coding region runs from base 19 to 3657 and encodes 1212 amino acids. The transcript has 15 exons. NCBI's taxonomy places the organism in Eukaryota, Metazoa, Arthropoda, Insecta, Ephemeroptera, Baetidae. The record is from RefSeq and is a predicted model, not a curated record. Gene Ontology annotation, biological process: germ-line stem cell division.
GAACUGCAAGCUAAAUGGAUGCAUGAAGAUAAAGGCAUGGCGCAGUACAGAGACUCCCUGACCAACUUCUCCAUCAGUGUUGGAGAAAUUUUGAACCCUGCUCUCUUUUGGGGGUGCAAGUCGUGCAGAGAUAACCAAGAUUUGAUUGCCCUUGAAACGAAACUGACCAGCGCUUUUCGCGAUGCUGAACCUGCUCCAUUAUUCCCAACAACACUUGGAUGUCUUGUCGCCGUGGAGCAUCCUGAGAGGAAAGAAUGGGUGCGCGCCAGAGUGUGUGAGAUUGAGCAUGAUUUGCUGACGGCCAAGGUGUUCCUCGUGGACUAUGGGAACUACCUGUCAGAUGUGCGGGUGAUGCACCCUUUGCCGGCCUGGGCACUGAAAAUGUGGCCUCAGGCCUAUCUCUUCCAACUGCGGGGAAUCAUCCCAGCAGAACUCCAAUUUGAUGAGAGUACGAAAAAGCACGUUUUGAGAAAGAGCAACAACUGGGUACUUGCCGCGAAGAACAAGGUGCAAGGCUUGCUUAGAAAGGGUCCUUGCAAUUUUUCUUGGAAUCAGGGACAGCUGAUGCACGCCAUCGGAGAUGUGUUUCUGUACAUCGAAAACAAUGUGAGGAUGGUGUCCCUUUCAAAAUACCUCACACAAUGUCAGUAUGCAAUCUCUGACAGCGAGCAGUUCCACAACGAACUUGUGGUGGAAGCAGUUGUCGCGAUUGCAGACUUGAGGGAAGGAUUUCUAGGACCUGACAUCAUUCCAGUCUUCCCGCCUGCAUCACCUCAGGUCAAUGAAAGCAUCGCCAAUUUACACAUAAAUGGAGAAAAGCGUUUGAUCAGCAACGGAGCUGUGCAGCACUCUGAAAUGCCAAGUUCUCCUAACGCAACCAAUCCAGUUACAAUAAAUAGCUCUGGAGAACAGCAGCGAUUAAGGGCUGCUCAUCUCCAGGCGUAUUCCAACAACCAAAGUGAAUCUCAGAAUUUUAAGAGCGGCGAAUCUGACAUCUGGAGUGCUUCUAAGGCGAGGAAGAAUAGGGAGGCGGAACAACUUCCCAUGAACAUUGAUGAAUCGCAAUUGUCUAAGCAGUUAUCUGACAUGAAAUUAGGCGACGACAGUGAAUCAGCUGAAAAGAGGCUGAGCAAUCUUCUUAUCAACAUGAAGAAUCCGCAUUUGCCUGUUAUGGUGAUGAAUUUCCACCCGGAGAAGCCACUGACCCUGCUCACCUCUGCGCCCUUUCUUACCGACAUUAUUAGGGUGUUAGAGAAGGCUGGCUUUGUGACUCCAACCAACAUUCAGAAGUACAUGUGGCCAUCAAUCUGCAGAGGAAGAAGCAUGGUUGCUGUUGGGGCACUUGACACUGGCAAGACUAUGGGCUUCUUAGCCCCACUGGCCAGCAUACUUCUGGAUCAAUCCACAGUCAAGGAACAAGUUCUCUGCGGGCCUAUUGCUUUGGUUCUUUGCUCAUCCGGCAUGAAGGCUGAAGGUCUUGAGGCCGACCUGAAGCAUCUUGUGGUGACAAACAAUUUUGCAAACGGGCCUAAACCUGAUUCAAGAGUGAAUAUCAUCUUGAGAAAUAAUGGCGAACAGGAUCCAAGUAGCGCUGCUCUGGAAUUGUUCAAUGGUUGUCACGUGCUGGUGACAACACCUGGUGUGUUUAAAAGCCUGAACAAGUCAAUUGAUUUGACAAAACUGAGCAUUGUUGUCUUGGAUGAUGCAGAUAUAUUGAUCGAGAAAUGCAAAGAAGAGGUGGAGGAGAUCCUCAACAUGUGUCAGGAGAUGAGAAAUAGAGAGAAUCAAAAGGACAUCCAGCUGGUGCUCACGGCGCGCAAGUGGCAUCCAAUGCUAGAAAAAUGGGCCACCGACACAUGUCUCAACAAGCCAGUGACUGUAGUGUCUGCUGGCUUUGAGCUGCUCAUGUUUGGUAAAGUCCAGCCCAUGAUCACAGUGGUGUCUGGCGACAGCAGAAUGCACCAGGUGGUCAACUUUGUCAGGGAGAGGCGUGGAAAGGCCAACAUCCUAAUCUGCUGCGGGGAAAAUGAGACCGCUUCGCAACUGGGCGCCGCGCUGCAGGCUGCAUGCGCCAAUUUGAUUGUAGCUGUAAAUGGAGAAGAGAUGGGAAAAAUUUCAGCCCUGAAGAAGAAGUGGGUCGAUCUGUCAGCUGGCGGUAAAGGCCCAGUUCUAGUUGCCAGCGAUGACGUUCUGCCCUCGCUGGCCAUUUCUGAUGCUGGCAUCCUACUCCAUUACUCUGUCCCUGAAUCCGAUUAUGCCUACUUCCUGCGCAUGUCCUCCUUGUUCGACUCAAUUGCACGGAAGCAGAAGAAAGGACCUGAGGUUCACAUCUUUGUGGACGUGGAUUGCGAUGAGAAGUGCAUUUUGGCUCUCGCCGACUUCCAGGAAAGAGCGGGCGCCCCUAUUCCCGAGCAAGUGAGCAUGAAAGCGGAGAUGAUCAGAAAGAGAAAGGAACAGGAGAAAAGCCUGAGUCCAUUGAGUCCCAAAGUGUGUGCUUUCGGCGCUUGUGCCAAAUUGAACUUGUGUGCUGACAGACACGUUCUGGAUCAUACUGACAUUCCAGCUGCUGAUUUACCAAAAUUUAGUGAGGUGAAGGUGCAAGAAGUGUCACAUGUGCACGACGCUUCACGCUUCUCAGUCCGAGUGCAGGAGCACAAAGGCGACGAGGGCAACGUGACUGAAGCCAGCAGUGAGCAGCAUUUCGACCUGGCUAUGGACCUUGAUGAACACUUCAGUCAAGAGAAAAGCAGCAUUGAGGCGCAAGAGGUCGCACCGACAGAGGAGAAACAAAAGCCAUCGACUGAGGGCCAGCUGCGUCUUCUUGAACUGUCUGGUGACCUGUUCACGUGUCCGUACUCGCUGGUGCACUGCGUGGCCGAGGAUUUUUACAUGGGUGGAGGAAUUGCCGUGCAGUUCAAGGAAAAGUUUGGUGGACACAAGCAGCUCUUACAACAGCGCAAGAAAGUUGGCCAAGUGGCUCACCUCAACUGCCAUGGCCGCUUCAUCUUCUGCUUGGUGACCAAGAAGAAAUCAAGGUCCUGCACACCACGGCUGAAGGACAUUCGGUGUUGUCUGAAUGAACUGCGGCGGUUGUGCGAGGGGUUGCGCAUCAACCGGCUUGGCAUGCCAAGGAUCUGCUGUGGCAAGGAUCGUUUUGACUGGAACGUCAUCAGGAGAGAAAUUGCGUCUGUCUUUGGUGGAGUGGACAUGAUCAUCAAGGUGUUCCAUGUCUCCUCUCAAGAGGGCGAAGAUCGUACCAUGCACAGCCGUCGAGUCAUGCACGCAAGUAAUGACAAUGAGGGUCGCAGCAAUGCAGACAGGAGCAGGUCCAGAAGCAAGCCCGCUUCGGGGCACAGGUUCAAUCAGUCUGUCAAGGGCGGCAUUGAAUAUUUUGAAGCUAAGAAACCGAGGCUGUUGCCUGGCUCUAAAGACCUUCAGGACGGACAGAUCAAGGCGAAAAAGAAGAAGCAUCCCCGAAUCAUGCCACCCUCAGAACACAAACCUGACAAGUUUGAGGAUGAAAACCAAAAUCAGCCCCAGCAAGAUGCAAUUGACAGUUGCCGCACAUUGGCCAGAAGCAAACUCUUCGAUGACGCCAUACAGACGGCGAUACACGAGCCGCCUAGAAACUACACCAGGAAUAAGAAAUUACUUUGAUAAACUGAUAUUCAUAUGUUAAAUAAUAUAUAUGUAUAUGCUAAGCGUGGUAACACUUAACUAUAUUGAAAUAUAAAGAAAUAUCAAUUGAAACGAUUAUUGUAUAAAAUUUAUAAUAAAGCAAUCGUGUACUUGGCUCAA